AUGUUUGCUAAAUUUGACAUAUGUCAUCUCUUUGCCCAAGCCAAUAUGUUACGUCAGGCAUCGCCACCCCGGAGGAUCCGGUUCCUGAGCAAGGUCCCCAGCCACAAAGGACCCUCAAACAUCUCUACUACCAGCACUCUCCACUACGUUCUUUUGAGUCCCUCUCCCAACAUGAAGUCGGGAGCCACACUUUCCCUCUUGACUGCCGUCUCGACUGUGUCGGGGCUGCAUUUUCCUGUCUCUCGAGUUAAACCAAGGACGCUCUCGUCUGGACUUGAGCGUCGCGGAUUCACUGUCUUGGCCGCAAGCAGCGAUCCCACACUUACCAAUACGGAGAAUAAUAUCUAUACCACAACUAUGCAGAUCAAAGGAAAAGAUGUUGUCAUGCAAGUAGAUACCGGGAGUUCUGAUACUUGGCUAUACCCCACGUCCUCGACUCGAGACUUGUAUACUGAUGCGGUCCCGUAUAGUGAUCUACCCCUCACAUUGUCGUAUGGCAGAGGGCAGGUCGCAGGUCAUAUUGCUCAGAUGACCGUUGGAUUCGCUGGCUAUACCGUUCAGAACCAGGGCAUUCUUUUGGUCGAGCAGCAGCGGGAGAUGAGCCUUAUUGAAGCGAACUUGACUAAUGGUCUUCUCGGCCUUGGGUUUGAUACACUUUCGGCUAUCUCCAAUACGGUCGUGCAAAAGACCCAACAAACUUGGGGACGAACCCUACUUUCAAACAUCUUCAUCUCUGACCCUACAACGCCUAAUCAUAUUGCAUUUCGUCUUGACCGUCACGAUGACGGAAACACCACCGAUGUCGGAGCAUUUGAUAUAGGAACAUUUGCACCUGGAUUUGAAUCUGUCAACAGCACGGCUGAAAUCCCGAUAUUCUCCAGCAAUGCCCAAGCAAACAUGUACUGGAAUGUCUUGGUCGAUAGUGUCACUUUGAACGGCAAGGCUCAAACACUCAGUAGUACGGUCAAUGGAGGAACACAGACUCCGCCGGCUGGCAAGGUUUCAGCAGUACUGGAUACCGGUUACUCGUUGCCUCAGUUAUCACCCGAUCUUGCGCAUGCUAUUUACUCUGCUAUGGGUGGUGUUUUGAUAGACGAUAGUAACAAUACCGCUUAUGCGGUACCUUGCAUGGCUGAGGCUCAGCUUGUAUUCAGCAUUGGUGGUCAUACCAUUCCUAUCCAUCCUCUCGACCUCACACAAGUUCAUACCGUCACAAGCACAAGGGGUACAAACUAUACUGUCUGUAUCAAUGCAUUCGAGCCUUUCUCAAGCAACGCUGGUGGCGGCGAAGUUGAUUUUAUUCUUGGGGAUGCAUUCCUCCGGAAUGUAUACUCUGUAUACGAUUAUGGUGAUUUCGUUCAAGGACUGUCUGGUUAUGCUCAAGGCGACCCAUAUAUCAAGCUCUUGCCUUUGACAGAUCCCACUGCCGCGAGCGCCGAGUUCAAAACCGCCCGUGCUGCUACUUUGAGUGCUGCUGGCAUGCCUCCUCAACUUGAUCCGAAAACAAUCAAUGGCAACCCUCAAGCGAUUCCAGGGACUGGCGGAGGAAGUGGCGGAGGUAGUGGGGGUAACGGAGGCGGUGGAGGCGACAAUGGCGCUAUGGGAUCCAGUAUUGGAGGCUGGCUGGCCCUUGGCGCAGCAGUUGCUGUCGGAAGCUUUACAUUUUAA
Messenger RNA from Rhizoctonia solani, 1668 nucleotides. RefSeq names its product aspartyl protease. The record is from RefSeq and is a predicted model, not a curated record. The coding region runs from base 1 to 1668 and encodes 555 amino acids. Gene Ontology annotation, molecular function: aspartic-type endopeptidase activity. Gene Ontology annotation, biological process: proteolysis. The transcript is spliced from 6 exons. NCBI's taxonomy places the organism in Eukaryota, Fungi, Basidiomycota, Agaricomycetes, Cantharellales, Ceratobasidiaceae.